CUCAACCCAACGUCUUGUGUUGUGAUGCUUGACACCAAACUACAACCUCAUCGACAUGGAGACCCUCGAGGGCCUCGGCCUCGCAGCCAAUAUCCUUCAGUUCUGCCAAGCGGUAGGAUCACUCAUUAACCAGGCCCAUGAGAUUUACCGUUCAGGCCCGGCCGCACUGGGCAAGGUCAACGAUCUUCGAGGUAUCUCCAAGGAUCUCCAUAAGAUGCUGUCGGAAAUGCAGCGACAAAGAUACCCAGAUGAAGGAGAAGCACCCGACAGAGACAUCGCAGUUGCCACUUCACAAUGAGUGCCUCACUCUUUUACAAGACUUCACAAGUUCACUGGAUCGGUUGGAUUUGCCAGAGAAUCCGGGGGAAAAGAGAGUCCAUCAUGAUCGCAUUUAGGGCGCGGUGGAAUUGCUCCAAACUUGAGGACUUGGAGAAACGAAUCGAAAGUUUUCGUCAGCAGCUUGUUCUUGGUCUUCUCGUCACCAUCAGAAACUUUGCGAUGCAGUCACUUGAUCAUGAGGAGGCCCCUCUUCAAAGACUUGACGGCGUAACUCAGGUGCCACGACCAGAACAAAGCGCUCCAGCCCACGCGCUAUUCCAGCAUCUCGCCCACAGAGGAGGACUGGAUAAUUACGCGACAGACUCUAUCCGAUGGAAAACUCUGCAUAGCUCUACCCUCAAUCGUGUCGCCACAGGUCAAGGAGAGAUGGUUAGCCCCCCAGCGAUAGAAACAAGCUUCAACAGCAGUUCUUGUCUACGGUUCUUGGCACAGACGGCAAGAAUCAACGACAGUCUCAAAUCCAUGAAGCUCACAAGCGCACAUUUGAGUGGAUUUUCGACGAAAACGGUGAAGCAGAGCAUCCAUGGGACAAUUUUGUCGAAUGGUGCGAGCAAGGCUGGCUCUGGGAAGUCAACACUGAUGAGAUUCAUCUCUCAACAUCCCCAACUCAUGAAGCACCUCCAGGUCUGGUCUAAUGGUGCGCCAGUCACCAUUGCUUCGUUUUAUUUUUGGGCGUCGGGAACCGCGAUGCAAGCAUCUUCCGAAGGGCUGCUUCGGCCCCUGCUCUACCAAUUGCUGGACCAGCACAAACACAUCAUUCCUAAACUCGCGCCUCAGACAUGGGAGGGGACCUAUCUAUUCGGAGCGCCAAUGCCAAUGGUUCAGGCCGAUGACCUGCGAAGAAUGCUGGGUUUUACGGUUCGUGAAGUGGGCAAAAUCUCGAGGAUCUGUCUUAUCAUUGAUGGCUUGGACGAGUUCGGGGGGAGUACAGAUGAUGUCCUUGACACCAUUGAGGCUUUCACCUCGCAUUACAUCAAGGUUUGCGCUGCCAUCCGUCCUUGGGUGGCUUUUGAGGAGUCAUUCUAUCAAAAACCACAACUGCUACUUCAAAACUUGACUCGUCAAGACAUGGAGGAUCCGCGCUAUGAGGGAACCGUGGUUUUAGGCGCCUUCGAGCGCGCGAGCCCGACUUUGCGGAGCAACUCGCGAGGAAUAUUGUGGACAAAGCUGAUGGUGUCUUCUUAUGGGUGUGUCUUGUUGUGA
Podospora pseudocomata is the source of this 1542-nucleotide messenger RNA. RefSeq lists its product as uncharacterized. Lineage: Eukaryota; Fungi; Ascomycota; Sordariomycetes; Sordariales; Podosporaceae. The coding region runs from base 295 to 1542 and encodes 415 amino acids. The record is from RefSeq and is a predicted model, not a curated record. The transcript has 4 exons.